Molecule: messenger RNA, 531 nt
Organism: Pestalotiopsis fici W106-1
Lineage: Eukaryota; Fungi; Ascomycota; Sordariomycetes; Amphisphaeriales; Sporocadaceae
Exons: 2
Coding region: 1-531 (176 amino acids)
Cellular component (GO): intracellular anatomical structure
Source: RefSeq, a predicted model, not a curated record
AUGCUGCUGUACAACGUCUACCUAGCCACUGCAGCAGCGCUGCUCGGCCUCUCAACCGCAGCACGGUCACAGUCGCCAAGCACUGCCGUUGACCAGCGCAGCGCACAAGACGUCGUCCAGCAGCUGCAGCUGGCGCCCAACCCAGAGAAGGGCUACUACAUUCAGACCUUUGAAGAUCCCGCCCGUGUCAACAAUCGCUCCGUCAGCACCGCCAUCUAUUACCUGCUCGAGGGCUCUGCAGGCCAGUCCGUGUGGCACCGCCUGCUCGACGCGGCCGAGGUUUGGCACUACUACGCGGGUGCGCCGCUCACAUUGUCCUUGUCUCUAGACGACGGAAACCCGGUAGUCAGACACGUCCUGGGACCCGACAUCUUUUGCAAUCAGAGGCCACAAGUUGUCAUCCCCAGCGGCACGUGGCAAAGUGCGCAUUCUCUGGGCUCUUGGACUUUGGUGGGAACUACAGUCGCGCCCGGCUUUAUCGAGAAUGGAACAGUGCUCGCAGACCCUGGCUGGCAGCCUAGGGGGGCUUGA